Messenger RNA from Vigna umbellata (rice bean), 2846 nucleotides. The record is from RefSeq and is a predicted model, not a curated record. Lineage: Eukaryota; Viridiplantae; Streptophyta; Magnoliopsida; Fabales; Fabaceae.
AGGGGUCAAUGAAACACCAAAGCAAGAAAGCUCGUGGGAAAGAAAAAGCUAGGGGAAAAAAAGCCUUAAAGAAAGCUGAUUACAUAAAGCAACACCUUUUUCUCUCUCUAUUAUUUCUAUUAUCUUUAUCUCUAUCUCUCUCUUUCUUCCUUCACUUGUGCCACUAUCAUUCCUCAUCUUCUUUUCCAUACAAGUAAAGCUGAAACCCACUAUUGCAACCUCACCACUUGUACUAGUCGUCGUCACAAUUAAUCCUCCUAUAGUUACAUAUAGUCCUCAAACCACACGCACAAAAAUUCCACCCAUGUUAGACAACAGUGCUUCUUCUGGUGCACCAUCUUCUUCUGAUGCCGCCUUUGCAUUAUCUGAAAAUGGGGUGGCGAACAAAAGGAAAAGAAGACCCGCAGGCACACCCGAUCCAGAUGCUGAGGUUGUAUCUCUCUCACCCACCACCUUGCUGGAAUCUGACAGAUAUGUGUGCGAGAUCUGCAACCAAGGGUUCCAGAGGGACCAGAAUCUUCAAAUGCACAGGAGAAGACACAAGGUGCCAUGGAAAUUGCUCAAGAGGGAAACACAAGGGCAGAAGAAGAGAGUAUUUGUCUGUCCAGAGCCAAGCUGUUUGCACCAUGACCCUUGCCAUGCCCUUGGGGAUCUUGUGGGGAUCAAGAAGCACUUCAGAAGGAAGCAUAGCAAUCACAAGCAGUGGGUCUGUGACAAGUGCUCCAAAGGGUAUGCUGUUCAAUCUGAUUACAAGGCACACAUCAAAACCUGUGGCACUAGGGGUCAUUCCUGUGACUGUGGCCGUGUUUUUUCCAGGGUGGAGAGUUUCAUAGAACACCAAGAUGCAUGCACUGUCCGGCAGCACCGGCCAGAGUUGCAAGUACUGCAACCUGCAUGCUCUUCUAGAACAGCUUCAAGCGCAAGUCCCUCUAGUGAGGCAAAUUUUAGCAUCGCCCCACCAUUGCAAGGACUUCCACUGCCAAAACCAGUUUCUGCUGAUCAACUAGCAACAGUCUUAUUAACUUCAGAGAUACACAAUAACAAGUCCACCACCUCUCGGAACUUAGAACUUCAGCUCUUACCCUCCUCAAUAAAUUCUCAAGAAAAACGAAAUCCGAAGGAGAACUAUGGUUUGAAACUUUCAAUAGGGUCAUGUAGUAAUGACAAAGGGAAUGAAGAGAGAGUGUGCUCAGAAGCACAUAGGAGCCCACCUGAAAGGAAUAAUAAUGUGAGCGAGUAUUCCACAUUGGAAGUGGCGAGGUUGAAAGAGUUUGCAGCUGAGGAACUCAAGUUGGCCAUAGCAGAAAAAGCUUAUGCAGAAGAUGCUAGGAAAGAGGCCAAACGUCAGAUUGAGAUAGCUGAACUUGAGUUUGAGAAUGCCAAAAGGAUAAGGAAACAAGCACAAUCUGAACUGGCAAAGGCUGAAGAGUUGAGAAAGCACGCCAUGAAGAAGAUAAGCUCCACUGUUUUGGAAAUAACAUGCCAAAGUUGCAAGCAACAGUUCCAGUCUUCAACUCUUGGGGUUCCAUCAGAAGAGACCUCCAUUGUGAUGAGUUACAUGUCUUCAGCCACCACAGAAGGAGAAGCAGAAUGAAUGACAUAUACUUGCAAAAGAAAGAAAAGACAACCUUUAUUCAGCCAAAGGGGAAGACAUGAUAUGAUAUAAAGAUAUUCGGAGGAGUUCACAGCAAGUUAUAUUCUUCUUUUCUUCUUCUCUCUUGGUUCUUUUAUGUUUUCUUUUCUCUUGACAAGGUGAAAUUUGUUUUAUCUUAAAGAAAGUUCAUAUUCUUUAUUAUAAUAUUGUUGUUGAGAUGCAGCGUUUAGGAAUUUGAGAGUCUGACUAUUCAAGGUUUGUAUAAAGGUGAGCUGCAACCUGUUUUUCUCCAUUUAACAAAUUGUUGUAUGAAAAUUAAAAUACAAGAUCAUGCAAAGCUAUAUAUUUCUGCUUCAGAAGAUAUUAAUGAAUAGAAAAUAAUGGUUGGAGUCCAUACUUGUGGCUUAAAAAUCAUACCUAAAAAAGAAGCAUAAGAGAAUGCAGAUUCCAAUUCCGUAACAAAUGAAGAUAUAUCUCUAUCAAAAGAAAAAACACAAUUCUGGAUAUUUCAGGGGUAGAUUAAUGAUUAUAUUUUGGAAAUAGGUGGUAUUUGUGGAUUUUACGGACUAUGCAUUAGAGGCAAUGCAUGCAUGUGGUGAGGAAAAAAAGGAAGAAUGGUUUAUAACAAUUAUUUUGUUUUUUGACAUUAAUGUCAUUAAUAAGCAUGAUGUUAUUGAUGUGUCAGGUAGCCUAGUAAAGAUGGACCCUUUGGGUAAUAUUAAAUGAAUGAUACAUGUGACAUUCAUCUGGGUGAAUGAUGCCAUGGUUGGGACCAUUUUGUGUAUAGGAAGCAAGAGGGGGGGCUAAAAUCUUCCUUUUGAGAUGGAAUUGGAUAUGAGAAAACAAAAAGGAAAAGAGGGAGAAAAAGGGUGAAAGAGGUAGGGGUCAUUUUCCUUCAAUAAGCGAUCCUUUUAAAUGCAGAUAUAUAUAUAAAAAAACAUGCCAUGUUUUUCAGUGCCACAGUUGAAAUGGUAGUGACAGGCAUUCGUCACUCUCAGCAUAAACAAACGCACACAAGGGUCUAAAGAUGCACAUGCUUUUAACAGUGGAGAAGGGGGGAGGGGUGCAGUGUCAGCGCAUAGGCCUCGUACAGUAGCUUUAUCAUUAAUUAAGGUGCAAAAUACCAUGGACUCCAUCGCAUUCUCCUUUUAUAUUUCACACCACUUGUAUGUAUUGCUUUAUGUUUUAUAAGUGUAAAAGAUUGCAACUUCCGUUUUAAAACAAGACUUUGAACUUUUUAUAUUAGGAUAAA